This is a messenger RNA of Scatophagus argus, 2478 nucleotides long. RefSeq names its product bucky ball (gene buc). NCBI's taxonomy places the organism in Eukaryota, Metazoa, Chordata, Actinopteri, Scatophagidae. The record is from RefSeq and is a predicted model, not a curated record. The transcript is spliced from 6 exons. The coding region runs from base 228 to 2078 and encodes 616 amino acids.
GGUGCAGCAGGGCAGCAGGUGUUACCUAUAUGACUAACGAGCGGGGAGGUUUCGGCUUUUGUUAGUUGGACGCCAUGUGGACCCAAGGGUGAAGUGUUUCUGCUUUUGCUUAUCGAAGAACCGACUGUAAAACUAAUUGUUCGAAGCUGGGGGGGUGAUUAUUUGUUUGUUUCCAUCCCUCAGCGGUGUUUUAUUUCUGACUGCCUGAGCAAGCACGUGAAACGAAAAUGGACGAUGGAGGCAAACAACCACAUGCAUUUGGGAGUGGACAACAGAGAACUCAACACAGCAGACCUUUUUUCUAUGUCCAGCCUCCAUCUCAGCCUUACUUCCUCUACCAGCACUGGCAGCUCAAUCCAUACAGUCACUAUGGUUUGCCUGGAGGUUUUAACUUAGGCCGUCCCUGCAUGCACCCUUUCCAGUACAUGCAGUAUCCUGGCUUUGUUUUCCCACAUGCCCCAAUAUAUCCAAUGGAUCACAGACGAAUGUUUGAACCUCGCUUCCACGCUCCCACCUGGAGUGACAUGCCUCGCCAGCAGUAUCACUCACAGCCUCACGGGCGUCGAGAAACAGCCUGUUCUGAGGCUCAAACUGACCCCAGCGAUGCCAUAACCAAACUUAUCGAAUGCCUGGAUAAGAUUCGAGGCAGUGAGCUGCAGGGUGCUGAGAGAGAACUGGACUCAGGUGUUGCCUCUCAGUCCUCGGGAAUGUUUUCUCCGGAUGAGAAGAAAAGUGGAGAGCAGAGUCACAGCCUCCCUUCAAAGCCCGAUGGCAGUCAUCUGGAGUCUCCAGCCGCAACCUUCAGUGACUCCACAGCAGCGGGGUAUGAUGGUGAGUCGAGUCAAAGAAGCCUAGAUGCCCUUAUCCCUCAGGGGUGCUGGUCAGGAGAACUGGAAGAGGAGUUGCCCCUCGAUAGCUCCUCUGUUCAUGAAGAGUGUUGUAAGGUGGAGCAGCUAGCAACAGAUGAACACUUCCCCGAUCUUGAGAAAGCACAGGUCAUGGAUAUCCAGUCAGAUACCUCAAUGACCGAUCAAAGUGUUCCCAAAGAUGAUGCUGAAGAGCUCCUGAAGCAGACGCUGGAUCCGAUUCUGCCGUCAACACCAUUAGUGCCAUCUUCUUCCUGUACUUCCAGUCAGCCAGUGCUCAAAGAUAUCAAAAGUGGUGACAAAGUCUCAAAGACAGAACACCAGAAAGCUGAUCAAAAGUAUCAGAUCCUCAAGUUGCCUUUUGAGAGCAUUUUGACACCUGGAGAUGCUGGAGCCAGGAACCUCUCCCCUGCUGCUCCCUAUUGCUACAACUACUUAUCCAUGCACACCACCCAUGAGCGAAUGAGUGUCCUCAGUCCAUCUCUGGAUGAGCUUUCUUCCAGAGAUGAGAUGUUCUCCACAGAUCUGGAUGAUCCAGAUCUCUUCCCCAAACAUGUGUAUACAGGCAGGAGGGUUGCAGAAGUUGUAAGUGGAUCUCCCCAGGUUGCUGGAGAAGUAGGGGAAGGGUGGCUGCCAGAUUCAAAGAGGUUAAUGUGUGCCUGCUGUGGGAAAAGCCUUGCAAAAGGGGUGGGUAGGAAUAAAGUCCACAGCUCCAAGAUAUACAGGAAUGAGGUUGGAGACUCUGAUGAGGACAGCAGAUAUGGGAGAGGGUGUGAAACGCCUGUCAGAGUGGUUGUAAGGAAACAUUCUGCAUCCAGGAAGCCCCAUUCUGUCCCACUGAGGCAUGCUGCAAAACCUUGGUAUAAGAGGGGCCAGUACAAAGAUUCCUCAGAUCCAGUAAACCAGGAGGAAGGUCCUGAUCCUUGUAAGCAGGAGCCAACUGAUGGUGAGAUUGGAGAGAUGAGUAGUGAGCUGCAGUGCAGAACAUGUCUAGACAUACUCUGCAGAGAAGAUCUGACCACGUCGGACCAAGGCAGGUGGGGAAACGGUGAUGUGAUUCCCAGGCGGAGACAAGCAACCUCUCUGCAACAAGAGAUAAGUGCUCAGAGGAAAGUGAUGUACCACAGGCCAAGAGAUGAGGACAAUGACGACAAGCCGCCACCAAUACACUGGGAGAGAGGCUCUACAAUGAGAGGAGAACCAAGAUGUUGAUGUCCCCUAUUUGACUGUCUAACAAAUUGUGUUGAACUGUAUGUGAAAUGCACACAGCAUUGCAAAAGAUGAAGCAUUAAAAUGGCAACAUACUUUUCAAUAUGUUUAAUAUUUGCCUUGGUAUAAAAUAUGCAAACAUUUAAGUAUUUUCUUUCUUCCUCAGGUCCCCUCAAAGGUGUACUUGUUCCAGGAUAAUGUAAUGUGUAAUAUUAAGAGCACCAGGUGAAAUGCACUGCACAGAAGGCUUCUUUUUGUUUGCUAGUAAAAAGGAAAAAAAAUGUAUAAAGUUUAUGCAGUGGCACCAUUCAUGAUUUAUGAAUUUCACAAACAGAACUCAAAGGUUGUGCACAUGGUGUUCCACUGUUUGGGGCCAGUUCAAUAAAAUAUUGUCAUUAUUUAA